CAAAAUAAUGGAAAGGCCACCUUCAUAUUUUAAACAGAAAUUCAUUAAAAAAAAUUUGUGUGGAUGAACAGUUAACGUGAAUUUGAUGACGAUCCAGUUUGAUCUUGUGCUUGCUUAGUACAGUGCAGACCUUGACACUGGGGCUGCUGCUUCUCGUGGCUUUGGGAGUUACAGGAAAUAAAGAACAAACACGUCCGUAUGAGAGUUUUCAUUCUGAGUGUUCCUCCAAUGAGUCAGUCAGUGGAAUCAUGGGCUUCUCCAGUGACAAGCGGGACCACAUCUGGAGGUUCAUUUGUUCUCCGCUACCUGGGAAGGCAAAAACUACUUACUGCAAUUUGUCAGAUGAAGUCAAACAUAAACUUGACGAGCCAUACAUGCUCCAGUGCCCAGGAAACGGCUAUUUCUUUGGUGUAACAAGCCACUAUGACAAGGACAAGAGGGAGCGAUGUUUCCGUUUUACAUGUUGUGAAAUUCAGAAUAGCUAUAUCCAUGGAUGCAGCCUCACUCGGUGGAGCAAAGCAUCGCCCAGUGUCCCGAAAUAUUUUAAAGUGCCCAGAGAUAUGAUACUCAGAGCGAUCAACAGUUCCUUUGACUUGAAAACCAGUUAUCGACGCUUCCGAAUUCAGGUCUGUCACCUUGGAUACAAGUGACUCACGUCCGCCAUGUUUCUUUGACUCGCAAUGUGAGAGCAGCACGUGCAGCUGGUCUGUCACGUGGCCAAGGCACGUCUAUCGCCUUACACUUCCCUUUGCAGGAAAGAAAUAUUUCCAAGAAGCAAAGGAAACGGGUCUACCUUUAUUUAAAAGGAUGCACUUCAGAUGUGUUGAUUAAAAGACACAUUCUUCGGAAAUGGAAACGUAAUGAGAAGAGAGAAAUUAUAAUGUUAAAAUAUAAAUUAUUCAGAAACAAAAAUAUAAUUAUUUUGUCAAAAAAUAACAAUAAAAAUAACAUAAUGUGACGAUAGAAUCAUACAGCAAAGGCAGUUAAUGGAGACAGAAGAAGAAUAUGGUGAAAACAAAAACCAUUAAGGAAGAAUGUUUAACUGAUGUGAUCUUGGGUGUCUUAAUAUGCACACAAGUUUAUUUUGAAAUGUAUAUAAAAAAAACUAUACUUAAGCCUAAUUGUUUACCCGCUGGUCACUAAGCGCUUUGCUUACUGCAGUCGUCACGUCCACCCAGCGACAGAUGAUCACGUGACAGAACUGAAGUAGUAACGACAUCUUGGGGCCAUCCAAAGCCUGGCUGCAAUCAGUAUCAGAUGUCAGAAGAUGAUCAGAAGACAUCAGUAUCAGAUGUCUUCUCUCUGCCUACGUGACACAACACUGUGAUGUAAACCUGUUCUCAACUAGGGUUGUGUCGAACAACACAUCGCUGUGCUAACGAAUGAAUACUAAAGGGAGAAAACCCCUACUACACUCAGGAUUAAUUCUAUUAUGGAUUUUUCCCCUUUAACAGCUUUUAAAAAAAAUCUAAUUUCUAUUUUAAUAAAGUAUGUUUUGGCACUAUAUGUUUUGUGUAUAAUGUAUAAAUAUUUUUAGAGAAAUUUUGUACUUUUGACUUAAUUUCACGAUUUUUUCUCUGUCCCGU
Messenger RNA from Pomacea canaliculata, 1586 nucleotides. RefSeq names its product dermatopontin-like. The transcript is spliced from 5 exons. Bases 249 to 650 code for a protein of 133 amino acids. The record is from RefSeq and is a predicted model, not a curated record. NCBI's taxonomy places the organism in Eukaryota, Metazoa, Mollusca, Gastropoda, Architaenioglossa, Ampullariidae.